AAAAGUAUCGAGGACUUUCUCAGAGAAGUGGAUGAAGAUUUAUUAAUAUAUGCUGGUGAAUUACGAAGCAAUGGUUUUACGUCAACAGCGAGCGCAAAGUAUCUAACAGAAAACGAUCUAGCGGGAAUCCCUGAAGGACAUAAAAGACUUAUCUUAAAUAUGGUUAGCCGUCUGAGAACGCCCGUACGUGAAAGACCGCAGACUAAGUUCCCCUCAUUCUCAGAGAAAAGUCCAGCUUCUAAAUCUCCAGCGAGGAAAAAAACUGUCCUUAGUGCUGGCGAGGCAAGUGUUGGACAAGAAGCACAGUGGUCACAACGUGAAGCCAGCGUCUCGCGCCCAACGAUAAGACGAAAAUUACUGUCUCCUGGAGAAAGAUUCAUGGACGAAAAACGACGCGCUGUGGAGGACAAACUUGCCGAAGCAGCUGAAAAACGAAAAGUGCUAGAAGAUUGUUACCGAAGAAUAAAAGAGGCUGCUUCCGAAAAUAACCUUACCGGCCAACGAUGCAGUAAUUGCCAUUACCGAAAUCAUACUGUUCGCAGUUGUCAGAUGGAAAAGUGCGAGUCAGUAUUUUUCUGUGGCGAAAUAACGCGACAUCCUGACGAAAAGAUGAAGCUCCAAGAGCAGAAGAACGAAAUAAAAGCAUUAGAAACAUCAGCAACUAAACUUGAACAAGAACUGAGGUCUAGGGAAGCAGCUUUUGAUAGAGUGCAGGGGUCUGUAAACAAACAACUAGAAGACAUGCUACUCAAAGAAUACCCUGAAGAAUAUGUCCAAAAUAAUGCAAGAAAUUGGCUGAAAAUUCAACAGGACAUUGCGUUUGUGAAGAAAUCAUUAAAGGGCAGUGGACCGCCUCGACGAGAAAUUGUGAAAUCUCUCCUUGAGAGAAAAAAGUCCGCUGAGAACGACAAACGCCUUGGACUUAAAAGUCUUCCAGAACGUGGCGCCGCCGCGAACAGCUCAACUGCUGAUUGCUCGCAAACCAGAGUCCGGCUCGAAAGCUACGGUGUAACUUUCCCUGAUCGGCGAAACUUUACUAGCUCAACCAGUUUCUGCUUGUCGCCAAGUACAGCAGAGGAAGAGGAAGAACAGCUUUGCAUGGCUAAACAGUUGUCUCUUGGUUCCAUACCAUUUGAUAAUGGCGAUAACACUGAACAAACUAAGGAAGUGGCCAAUAUUUUGCUGUCCUUCAAGUCUUCAAACGAAUGA
This is a messenger RNA of Porites lobata, 1209 nucleotides long. NCBI's taxonomy places the organism in Eukaryota, Metazoa, Cnidaria, Anthozoa, Scleractinia, Poritidae. The record is from the annotation of a GenBank genome assembly.